Molecule: messenger RNA, 2103 nt
Organism: Hevea brasiliensis (rubber tree)
Lineage: Eukaryota; Viridiplantae; Streptophyta; Magnoliopsida; Malpighiales; Euphorbiaceae
Product: putative disease resistance protein At3g14460
Exons: 2
Coding region: 652-1413 (253 amino acids)
Source: RefSeq, a predicted model, not a curated record
AGAGAAGUGGAAAUGGGUGUAGGCUUUAGCUCACUGAACUACAUGACAGUUUCUGGAGUUUCGUUUUCAUUUCCACUAGAAGAGUUCAUGCAAGUGUCAAGGAAGUUAAAAAUGUUGAGUUUUGGUGAGGAUCAUCUGUAUGAUCCACCACAAUGGUUUGGAGGAUUUUCCACAUAUGGUGGAUGAAAAUGAAGAGUUGCUGCAAAAGUGCAUGUCUGAAAGUGAAAUUGAGAUUCCACGAUUAACUGAUCGUGAAAGGCUCGAGAAGCUACGGCAAUGCCUUUUAAACCUUAAGUCUUUGAGAAAGCUAUUUAUUGCAAGCUGCCUAAGACUUGUUUCUUUGCCAGAUGCGGUGAUUUACAGCAGUUUAUAUCUUGAAGAGUUGAAAUUCAGAGAUGUGAGACUCUGAUUUCCAUUGGAAGACAACAGCUACCUUCAACACUAAAAAGGUUAGAGAUUAUUCGUUGCUACAAAUUGCAGAGGCUGCUGGAUGAGGGAGGGACUUGUUCCUGUUCUAGGAAUAAGGAGGAGGAGAGUAUCAGCUGUGACACUAACGCAUCUAAUCUCCAAUGUUUGAUAAUUGAUGACUGUAACUCUCUUACAUUCUUAGGAGAGUUAUCUGCUUCCCUUAAACGUCUGGUUAUCACACAUAUGGUUGUCAUGUAUCCCAUAAUUGGUGCAGUUGGACAAGGUACAAGGUUAGAGUCAAUAGCUGAAAGGUUGGACAACAACACAUCUCUUGAAUCUAUUGAAAUCAGAUAUCUUCAAAAUCUUAAUUCUUUACCAGAGAACUUGCACAUGCUCUCCAAUCUCCACCAUAUUUGGAUAUGUCAAUAUCCACAUCUCAUUUCUUUCCCUCAAGGAGGAUUGCCCAUCAUCCAUCUGAAAAGUGUUACAGUUGAAGACUGCGAGAAACUCGAGACCUUUCCUGAUAACGUGCGCAAUCUCACAUCUCUUCAAACAUUGAUGAUAAUUAAUUGCGCAAGUUUUGUCUCUUUCCCUCAGGGAGGGUUGCCCAUCAAUCUAGAAACACUUGAAGUUGAAUCAUGUGAGAAACUCGAGACCCUUCCUAAUAACAUGCACUAUCUCACAUCCCUUCAAGAAUUGACAAUGAAGAAUCGCCCAGGCAUUAUAUCCUUUCCAGAAGAAGGUUUCCCCACCAACCUGACUUCACUUUGUAUUAUUAAAAACGUCGAGAUCUGCACUGCUCUGUUUAAUUGGGGUUUGCACAGGCUCACCUCUCUCAAGAACCUCGUUAUUACUGGCAGAUGUCCUGGUGUGGUGUCCUUUCCACAGGAUGAGAUAGAUAUGAAUUUGCCUACCUGUCUUACCAGCCUUACAGUCGAAGGAUUCGAAGAUCUGAAAUACCUUCUAACAAAGGUUUUCAAAGCCUUGCCUUACUUGAAUGUCUGAGGAUCGAGAGAUGCCUUAAGCUUGUCUCCUUUCCAAAGUAUGGUCUGCCUCCCUCUCUUCUGGAAUUGUAUAUCUACUGCUGCCCUCUACUUGAACAAAGGUACCAGAAGGGUAAAAAGCAACAGUUGUCAGAAUUAGACCGCAUUCCGUUUGUGGAAUUUGAAUAGUACACAAGUUAAUCAAUUUUGAAAGAACUCGAGCUAGAUUAUCUAUUUUCAUGAUGCAUGCUUCUUUUCUUUAUUUUUUCUUUUUAAUUUAUUUCUUUAACGUCUGCAGAUUUAUAUAGUGGCAGUGAAGAGGGAGAAUUGGGGUUUGAAAGCUUGAGCUUAAUCCAGACCAAUUGAAGGACUGGAAAAACGUUAUUCAUUUCUACACAACUAAGAUAGCUUUUAAGUUAUGAUUCUCCAAUCUCCAAGGCCAAGAAGCUCAAGGCCUGACCAAAGAACUAAAAAUAAGUCAUCCUGGCAUCAUCUCUUCUCAUCAAUAUCCCCCUUUCAUCGAGCAAAAAGUACCGUAUCAAGACUCUGGUGAAUUGUAUAUAUUGCUGAAUUCACAAGAAUUUUUCUGUCUUGUUCUGUUGCAUCACUGCAAAAUGUACUAUCAUAUUGGUCACUUGCAGAAGUUUACCCUUUUGCUUCUCUUCAACACUCGAUGAUCAGUCAUAGAAAGGAAAAUUUUCCCCUUUCUGCA